AUGAGUCGGCUAAACGAAAGUUAUCCUCACGUUUCCGAUGGAACCGCCAAGGCACUAGUGAGUUCUACGGUAAAAGUCAUGAGAUACCUAAGCAAUACUGGAGAUUACAAGGUUGUUUUCAAAUUGAUCAACGCGCUUGGAUUCUUUAAUCAAAAAGUAGUAGAAGGUAGACUCAAUGGUUCAGAUCUCGAAGGAAUAGACGUUUUCACACCAAUCCUUCAAAGUGAAGAAGUAAUGAAACACAAGUUAGAUCUGGUGGCAAUUUUUCUAGCGUAUCUUUCUAUCCACAGAGAAUUUCACCCUUUGAUACUGAACUCAAUAAAGGAUUGGUGUAAACUUUUGCCUGAAAAGAAGUUGAUCACAUGCACUGAUACCAAGUACAUGCCAGGUUUUUACACAGUGGUUUCACUAUUGGAUCAAUAUGAAGAAGUAACACCUCAGAUUUUACAGUAUUUGGAAUUGGAUUUAGCUCAUGUCCUGGUACACGUUUGGGUUCCCCAGUGGUUGCAGAUAGCACAGACACCAUUAGAAAACGAUAGCUUAGCAGAUUUACUUCUCAAUGAAGCCAAAUUAGACUUCGUCGUAGCUACAUCGAAUGAUUUGGGGCAAUUUAUAGCCAACAAACAUUUACAAAAGGAACCUCCGACGUCAUACUUCAUUUACAAGAUAUGCAAAAGAAUUUCAUUAUUCGCAGAUUGGAUGCCCAGCUCCUUGUAUAAACCAGCUGCCCAACUAGCCAUAUCUCACGGUAGCUCAGCUAGUGGGUUACAUUUUGAUUUGCAAGUACUCAUGGAAGUAGUAGAUCAUCCUGAACUGAAUUUUUUCCAAGAACCUCGUUUGGUAUCUUUGCUACACCAGGCAACUAACAAUUUGCGUAAAGUACCUUUCCACAAAUUACACGCUGCCCUGGGUACUUUAGGAUCUAUCCAGAGUUUACCCGCUAUUAUUAACAUGGUUCAGCUCUUAUUGUGCAAAUUUUUAAUCAAUGCAGGCAAUGUAAGUGAAUUAAUUCAAAAAGCUGAUUACCGGUUACAACUUCACCCAAAUGAAAAGAAGUGGUUCAACAACAGAACAAACAACAAAUAUCAAAUACCAUCAUGGUUUGAAACUUCACUCCUACCACCCUUACCACCAAUCGCAAAAUCUAUGUUUGUCUUUGAUAAUAAUGAGCACGAAUCAGAGCAAGAGGCUAAAAGUUUUACAAUAAUUACCAAUUUACUUUUUGAAUCUCUUAAUAUGGUCAUUCUGAUGAACACAGAGAUGUUAAAACAAUACCAAUGGUUGAAUAUUGAUCCACUCAUGAUAGACGUUUCAGAUGAGACUUUUAACAUAAGGCAUCUUGUGGCGGGACAAUUCUUGUUACUUUACCUUAUUCCCAUCAUUAUGGCGGCAAUGUUAUCUCAGCAGUUGCUGGAAUCACAAGUUGGUAUUUUAAGUGAGAAGAGAAAAUCCAUUAUGAGGAAAAUUAUCUUUUCCAACACUACCCGCCUCUGUGAGACUUUGAUACAUGCUCAUGGUAACAUUGCGCUUUACCACCUCCUUAAAUUAUGUACUAAAGCCUCCGCUGAAGAUAUGGUCCUACAAGGGAUUUGCCUCGAACUUUUACACCAUAUUUUUUUUGGUCCAAAUGGGACAUAUAAUAAGCAACUGUGUCUAGAGAAUAAACUGACGACCCAAGCACUAGAGAAUUAUAUCACAGUUUGGAAUGAUGGAUCACAUAGAUACCAACCUUUUUUCGAGAAAAUUUUGAACGUGGAGCAACCUUCAGUAGAGGUUAGAACCAUUCCAGUGUCUGAACUCUACGAACUUUUACCUGAUCAUGAAGAAAUUCUACGAACCCUUCAGGAAAGGAGUAGUAGCACACCGAAAUCUUCAGCUCCUUCCUCCGUGACUAAGGAGAAUUCACAGCAAAAGGUUGGCCUAACAUCUCGUUCUGGUAAUGUAGGAACUACAACUCCCUUAACAUACAAAUAUAAUCCCUACUCAACUCCAUCGUUUGAACCAUCAAAACCAGUAACACUUACUCCACCGGUUUCAUUUUCCUCAGGCACGUAUACAGCUGAUACAAUGGGUAGUACCCCAGACACUUAUACGUUUAAUCCACGUAACAACGAAAUGAUGAUGGGAAGAACCACUACUCCUUCGGAUACGAACAACUACAGCACCGUUUUUAAUGGAUCUUUCAGUGGAGAGCCUCUUUCCAAUUUAUCAAGAACCAUAGAAAGUCUUAAUGGAACACCACAAACACCAUCUAAAGGGUUCUUCAGCAGUCCUUGGGAUGGAUCUCCAGGAAUUAGUGUAACUCCGAACAAUAGUAAAAUCGUCAGCACAGGUAAGAAUUAUAUCCUGGGUGGUCAUAACAGGAUUAAAAAUAACAGUAGAGCACAAUCCAUUCACAUUGACAAUUUUAAAACUGGUCCCUGA
Molecule: messenger RNA, 2424 nt
Organism: Zygosaccharomyces rouxii
Lineage: Eukaryota; Fungi; Ascomycota; Saccharomycetes; Saccharomycetales; Saccharomycetaceae
Gene: VIR1
Product: Vir1p
Exons: 1
Coding region: 1-2424 (807 amino acids)
Source: RefSeq, a predicted model, not a curated record